Messenger RNA from Trichomonas vaginalis G3, 1332 nucleotides. Its product is annotated as ribonuclease H-like family. The annotation marks the transcript as partial. The transcript has a single exon. The record is from RefSeq and is a predicted model, not a curated record. Lineage: Eukaryota; Parabasalia; Trichomonadida; Trichomonadidae.
AUGAAAGAAGUCGGGUUCACAACAUAUCCCGAUCUUGAAACGAAACAACAUGUUUACAUGCGAUAUAAACAUGAAGGUAGUCCCAAGUGGUAUGUAAAAUGCAAUGAACUUGUGACACGAUCUGAUGGCGUAGUUUGCCGGUGUUCAAUGCAAGAACAAAGGGAGGAUCAUUAUAAAAACUGGCUUAAGACUCAUGUUCACACAUGUCAGGCCGGAGAAGCAUUAUCGCAGCAAACAUUACUUGACUACUACAAUAAAGGUAAACAGUCAAAUGAUCCAAUGUUGGAUUUAUCGAAUGUAUACGAUGAAAUGACCAUUUUUACCGGUAAGUUCAACCUUGCCUUAGACACAUUUGCAUCCCCAGAAUUCACGCAUGUUGCAAAGAUUUUCAUUAUGUUCACAAUAUAUCAAAUGAUGAACAAAUACAAACAACUUCAGUCAGCUAAUAUCAAUCCGGAAAAACUUGCUGACAAAUUAUAUAAGCCUAUUACACGUGAUGAGAUCCGAAAUAGAAUGAUUGCUAUUGCUAACAGCAUACACCUUGCUAAAGUUCUCGAAUUCGCCAAAAAAGCAUACACUUGUGUCGCCAUCGAUGAAGGCAAGACACAUGAUUACCACAAUCUUGAUUUUGUCUUAACAAAUCCGUUGGAGCAAAUGAAGCCAUACCCAGUAGAGGCGAUAGAUAUGAAGGAUGGCCAGACAAGUCAGGAUUAUAAAUCCGCAAUAACAGCAGGAUUUAACAGAAUUGACAUUAGGAAAGUCAAGAUAGGUAGUGUGGUAGUUGACGGAGGACCAGCACAGUUAAAAUGCUUCAAAGAUACUUGGAAUGAUUCAUUCUAUCAUGACAGAGAUCCAAAAUACUACAAGAUAUUGCUUAUUCCCUGUUUGUGUCACAGAAUCCACAACAGCUAUCAAUAUAUUGCUGGCAAGAACAACCAGUUACAAAGUUUAGUAAAGGAUGUGCACAGAAUUGCAGAACUUUGUCGCAUUCAUGCUGACGAUAUAGGUGCACAAUGUCCACAGCAUGUAUCCACCAGAUGGAUAUAUGACUAUAAUAUAUGUGUCUUUAUUCUUAAGUACGAAAACAAAAUCAAGCAAUAUAUAAAUGUAGAUCACGAUAAAAUCGUACAAUUGAAAGAUUGUUUAGCUGUUCUUAAAAAGCUAAUCUUAGUAUUCGAAUCGGAUAAGGCAUUGUUGGCAAAUUGUUACAUUUGGCUUCGUAAAGCCAUAUCAGCUCUCAAUCUUUUGACAUCCAAUUUGCAUAAUGCAUUCGGAUCCAUCUUGGCAUCUUCAUUGGAUAGCUAUACCUUGGACUCUGACUUUGGUGGGCUA